CCGGGUUCUCUCUCUUGCCUAUGGUUACCGGCGAAGGAGCCAGGCAGCGGAACUCCGCUGCAGCAGAAGAGCCGGCCCCGCCAUGUCCCCCCGGUCGCUCGGAGGCCUCCUCCUCUUCCUGCUCUGCCUCCUCGGGGACGCCGUCGCUGGGAGAGACUUCUACAAGAUAUUAGGUGUACCUCGCAGUGCAUCUGUUAAAGACAUUAAAAAGGCCUACCGAAAAUUAGCCCUUCAACUUCACCCAGAUCGGAACCCAGAUGAUCCUCGUGCGCAGGAAAAGUUUCAGGAUCUUGGGGCAGCCUAUGAGGUGUUGUCAGAUGAGGAAAAGCGAAAGCAAUAUGAUGCAUAUGGGGAAGAAGGGCUGAAGGAAGGUCACCAGAGUUCCCAUGGUGACAUUUUUUCACAUUUCUUUGGAGACUUUGGUUUCAUGUUUGGAGGCAAUCCUCGUCAGCAAGACAGGAACAUUCCAAGAGGAAGUGACAUUAUUGUGGACCUAGAAGUUACACUGGAAGAGGUGUAUUCAGGAAACUUCGUAGAAGUUAUUCGAAACAAACCAGUAGCAAGACAGGCACCAGGCAAGCGAAAAUGCAAUUGCCGGCAGGAGAUGAGGACAACCCAGUUAGGUCCAGGGCGUUUCCAGAUGACCCAGGAAGUUGUCUGUGAUGAGUGUCCCAAUGUCAAGCUUGUGAACGAAGAACGAACCCUAGAAGUGGAGAUAGAACCUGGUGUGAGAGAUGGCAUGGAGUAUCCCUUUAUUGGAGAAGGUGAACCACAUGUUGAUGGGGAGCCUGGAGAUUUGCGUUUCCGAAUAAAAGUUCUUAAGCACCCAGUCUUUGAGCGAAGAGCAGAUGAUUUAUAUACAAAUGUGACUAUCUCCCUAGUGGAGGCUCUCAUUGGCUUUGAAAUGGAUAUUGCUCAUUUAGAUGGGCAUAAGGUACAUAUUGCCCGGGAUAAAAUCACAAAGCCUGGAGCCAAGCUGUGGAAGAAAGGAGAAGGUCUUCCCAAUUUUGACAACAACAACAUUAAAGGCUCGUUAAUAAUUACAUUUGAUGUAGAUUUUCCCAAAGAACAAUUAACAAAUGAACAGCGGGAAGGUCUCAAACAACUGCUAAAACAGUCAUCUGUUCAGAAAGUGUACAAUGGACUGCAGGGAUAUUGAGACUUGGAACAAAUGGACUUGUAGAUAAAUGAAAUCAGUGCUGUAAACUGCAGUCGUCUACUUCUGGUCAUUGUAGAACAAAGUUGAGGGUUAUUGGAGUGACCAUUGAAACCUCCAUUUUUACAGAUAGUGGGGGUGAUUCUGGGACUGAUCAGAAGAUGACAAAGGAAUUUCCUUAUGCAGGACACAACUGGUGCUCUAAUUGGAGCGGUUAAAGCUCCAGCAGUUAAGAGUUGGAGGGAUUUUAACAAAAGUACCACAUUGAAAUUCUGGUUUUAAAAUAUAUUUUGAUGUUACUUUUUUCUUGCCCUUCUGAAUGAAUUUUCUUGACUUUUCACUCUCCCUCUAUUUUGUCUUGUAUCACCUCUUGUAUUACUGGACCUGAUGUGAAGCUGUUAGUUAAAAACAUUUCCUUUUUUCAGAUUGGUGUCAUCCUCCAAAAAUGCUUAGUCCUUUAUAACUGUUAUUCUAAUGGGUUUGAGACAUGAAACAAUCCUACCUCUGCAAAUUUCACUUGUUACCCAAAUGUGACCUCUUUUAAGGGUCCUCACGAAUCCAUAUACUUCCUGUUAUUUCCAACAUGGAAAUGUUCUUUGGAGUGGCUCUUAGUUCUCCAUUAGGCAUUGUUAAUGAAACUGUGGCAGCUUAAUGCAUCUCUGACAGCAGGAGCUACCAUUUUACAUCUCUAAACUAUAGUGAACAUGUUGAAUACAUAAUGUGGUGUCAUAAACAGAUAAUGCAGCAAACAGUAAUUGUCAUUCCCUUAGGUAGAGUAAGUGGCUUUAACUGUGGAAUUGCAGAGGAUGCAGGAGCUAUGAGUGUGGACAAAGAAGGAAAUCCCUUCCCAUCAUUUUUCUUAAGAACUUGUUGCAUGUAGGUAGUCUGUUUCAUGCACCUAAGGUGGAGAUGGAAAAGGUGUGGCUCAUCAGAUGAUGCUGUAGCUUGGCCUGAUCUCUCACUAUUGACUUUACUGGCUGGAGCUGAUGAGAGCUGGAAUCCAACAGCAUCUUAAAAGAGAAGUGUACCAUCCUACUUUCAGCUCCAUCUACAGAUUGCAACUGCCAUUUCCCUCUAUUUCUUCAAGUUAAACUAUGUAAAUACAUUUUCUCUCUAGGCUGUGGUUCAGCAAAAUUGUUUUUGCAUUUUAAGCAUCCAAUUAAACCAGGAUACUAAGUUAUCAUUUUGUGGGAA
Molecule: messenger RNA, 2350 nt
Organism: Sceloporus undulatus (fence lizard)
Lineage: Eukaryota; Metazoa; Chordata; Lepidosauria; Squamata; Phrynosomatidae
Gene: DNAJB11
Product: DnaJ heat shock protein family (Hsp40) member B11
Exons: 10
Coding region: 83-1159 (358 amino acids)
Biological process (GO): protein folding; protein maturation
Cellular component (GO): endoplasmic reticulum
Molecular function (GO): misfolded protein binding
Source: RefSeq, a predicted model, not a curated record